CAUGGAACAAUCCCAGCGCACUUCCACCUCAUGUGAUCCAUGUCGUUGGUUGAGUAUCGUGUGACUCGUACACCUUUUUGCAUUCGAUGCAUCUGUGCAUUUUUCUUGCUUUAUUGUUCGUGACUUGGGUGCGUGGCCAACAACCGUCCGAUUAUGGCAGUAACGUGACAAUGUUGUUUAAGGAGAAUUCUGGAAUUCGUACCAAGAGAUUGGUGACUUCUCCAACAGCCCACCCCUCACCGGAGCGCGUAGCUGUGUUGACAAAACAAACAGAAGUGUUAUCAUCCGCAAUCCGUAAGCUUCUCAGCUGGGAAGUGCAAUGGUAUUACAUCAUGGCUCGAAAAUCGAAAGCCGAAGUGGUCGUUUUCCUAGUCGUGGGCGUCACAGCAACCUUCAUCAUCAUCUUGAUCCCGCUAGUGCUACUUGUCAAAAUACUCGUUCCACCGUUGCCGAUUUUCGCAGUGAAAGAAAUUAUCGAUGGCAGCAAAGCUGAUUUGGAUUUCUCGCUUCCCGACUGGAUGGAUCAAACGGAAUAUUCGACGUACCAACUAGAAUAGAAAUACAAAUGUUUUAAUAAGAACGAGUGG
Daphnia carinata is the source of this 587-nucleotide messenger RNA. RefSeq lists its product as uncharacterized. The record is from RefSeq and is a predicted model, not a curated record. Lineage: Eukaryota; Metazoa; Arthropoda; Branchiopoda; Diplostraca; Daphniidae. The transcript has 2 exons. Bases 87 to 557 code for a protein of 156 amino acids.